AUGAAGACCAUUCUCAGCAAUCAGACUGUGGACAUCCCGGAAAAUGUGGACAUCACCCUGAAGGGGCGCACUGUGAUUGUGAAGGGCCCCAGAGGCACCCUGCGGAGGGACUUCAACCACAUCAAUGUGGAGCUCAGUCUCCUCGGAAAGAAGAAGAAGAGGCUCCGGGUUGACAAAUGGUGGGGAAAUAGAAAGGAACUGGCUACAGUUCGUACCAUCUGCAGUCAUGUACAGAACAUGAUCAAGGGUGUUACACUGGGCUUCCGUUACAAGAUGAGGUCUGUGUACGCUCACUUUCCCAUCAACGUCGUCAUUCAGGAGAAUGGUUCUCUUGUUGAAAUUAGGAAUUUCUUGGGCGAAAAAUACAUCCGCAGAGUUCGGAUGAGGUCAGGUGUUGCUUGUUCAGUAUCUCAAGCCCAGAAAGAUGAGUUGAUUCUUGAAGGAAAUGAUAUUGAACUUGUAUCAAAUUCAGCUGCUUUGAUUCAGCAAGCCACAACAGUUAAAAACAAGGAUAUCAGAAAAUUUUUGGAUGGUAUCUAUGUUUCUGAAAAGGGAACAGUUCAGCAGGCUGAUGAAUAA
Molecule: messenger RNA, 579 nt
Organism: Pipistrellus nathusii (Nathusius's pipistrelle)
Lineage: Eukaryota; Metazoa; Chordata; Mammalia; Chiroptera; Vespertilionidae
Source: the annotation of a GenBank genome assembly